AGUUACACAUUUUCACUUUAUUUUUAGAUUUAUCUAUUUUCAAAGCAGUUUGGUUUCAGCUAUGCCAGUUUAUUUUUAGUUAAGUGUUCUGUGUGUGUGCAGUAAAUGUAUAUUGUAAUAAAACAUUUGCCAUUUCAACAUUUGUACCAUAUGUAGUUGAAUGGCAUUAGUUGUGUUCAUCAUGUUGUUCAGCCAUCACCAUUAUCUGUUCCCAGAUUUUUCCAACACCUUUGACAGUAGAUCGGUGUCUCCUAAGCAGUGAGUCCCUCUUCCCCCCUUCUUCCACCUCUGGUAACCACUAAUAAACUUUGGUCUCCAUACAAAAAAAGAAAAGAAAAGAAAAAACAGCUCAUAUCAUCUGGUGAGGCAGAAAAUCUUUAGGUGCCUUCUCCAUGUUUAUAUAUUGUUUUGAAAAUGAGAAACAAAAAGACACUUCUUAAUAGAGACAAGUAUGAUCUUUAAAAAAAUAACUGGUAUUAUAUAUAGAUAGAUACUUUAUCAAUGAUUCAUCCAUUACAGAACUGUGAAGACAAAUGACAACACCAAAUACAGGCUUCUCAAUUUGUCGUGAUAGGAAAUACUCACAGAUUAUGGGAUGCGCAGUUUUUCAUGCUUUAACAUCUUGAAUAUUAGGAUAUGCCUUACAGUCGAUGGCAUCUUAACAGUUGCUGUCAGCCAGGUGGCAGUUGUAAUGAACUUACCAUCAUCUGCAAAUGUACACAGUUGUUUGUUUCUUCUCAUGGCAUGGCUGGCCAAGUGCAGCUGAUCAAUGUUCAGCCAAAAAUCAACAACUAUUUGAGGAAGAAGUAUGAGUCCUGGCUGUUGUCUGAAAACUUCCUUUUGACGCCUGGUGAGAUCAAGCAUACAUCACCAUGAAAACUUACUGCAUAGGUAUCAGUGGCUUGGAAGAAAAUGCUGGGGACAAAAGUGCAGCACUUCUAAGGAAUAUUUUCUCACCUCCUCAUGGCAUAGAGAAUAAUACUGGGUGAGAAAACACAGAUGUUGACGAUUCCGUGUCAGAAAGCGAUGCACAAGGUUGAACUCUAUGAAGUUGUAGACAUGCAUUAAAUUUGUACUGCUUGUGCUUUCCUUUCUGUGUUUACGUGAGAGCUGAAUAUGACAAAGUUCUGUCAAAAGGACUCUUUCCAUAAAUGUAAAAUAAAAACGUUAACACAUCAGAAGACCUUAAUUCACAGCCUACUCACCAGCACUUUUUGAAUUGUUUUUAGAGGUACAUAAGAUAAUGGUACAUGUUCCAAUGGAGGUCUUAGGUUCAGUGAAAUGGUGCCACACUGAUCCUGUUCUUGUAAGCUGUUAACUUUAAAAUGAACAGUAACUAUACAGGGUGGAGUUUGAGACUAGCUAAAAAAGGGAACCUGUUCCAACCCUGGUUUAGGCUAAGAGGCACCUUUAUGUAAUUACACCACAGACGUUCGUGUAAAUGCCUCGUGCCUUCAGCUGGGAUUCUCGAGGUUUUGGGGGGAAGAAAACCAACCAACCAAGUGGCAGAUUCUUCUCAGGAAUGAUACUAGCAAACAAGAUUUCCCAAUGCUUCUUUUUCACACCGUAAGAUAACACUGGGGAAUGGGAGCAGGGGCUGGAGCUAAAAGAUCCUGUCGCAUCCGGAUGUUUGUGACCCCCAGGAAGUAAAAGGCUGAGAUCGGGGACUGCAUUUACUGGCAUAAUGAUUUUGUGCCCUUUUUUAUUUUCUUAAUCAUAUUGACUUAAUAUCCUCUUCUGAAAAUAAGAAGCUAAAGAAUUAGUUGAUUUUUUUCCCUCCAAUUUCUAAGGCUGAGGUAAAAGUUAUUUUUAGAGUGAAAAUACAAGGCCAUCUUUCAGAUUUAAGCUGCACUUAUUUCAGUAGUUGCCGGUGUUUCACUUCAGAAUUACCCCACGUUUGGGAUCCAAGAGACAAGGUCUUUACUGGGUGUAUUUGAAGAAGAUGCUGCAGCUAUUUCCAACUAUAUGAACCAAUUGUAUCAAGCUAUGCGUCGGAUUUAUGAUGCACAGAACGAACUAAGUGCAGCAACACACCUGACUUCAAAACUUCUAAAAGAAUAUGAAAAGCAGCGUUUUCCAUUGGGGGGUGAUGAUGAAGUUAUGAGCUCUACUCUACAACAGUUUUCAAAAGUUAUAGACGAGCUUAGCUCUUGUCAUGCUGUACUUUCAACUCAGUUUGCUGAUGCCAUGAUGUUCCCCAUUUCCCAGUUUAAAGAAAGAGAUCUCAAAGAAAUACUGACAUUAAAGGAAGUGUUUCAGAUUGCUAGUAAUGAUCAUGAUGCUGCAAUUAACCGAUAUAGCCGAUUAUCCAAAAAAAGAGAAAAUGACAAGGUGAAAUAUGAGUUAACAGAAGAUGUGUACACUUCCAGAAAAAAGCAACACCAGACCAUGAUGCAUUAUUUUUGCGCAUUAAAUACCCUUCAGUACAAGAAGAAGAUAGCAUUGUUAGAACCUCUACUUGGGUACAUGCAAGCUCAGAUAAGCUUCUUUAAGAUGGGUUCUGAAAAUCUCAAUGAACAACUGGAAGAAUUUUUAACUAAUAUUGGAACAAGUGUACAGAAUGUCCGCAGGGAGAUGAACAGCGAUGUGGAGACCAUGCAGCAGACCAUAGGAGAUUUGGAAGCAGCCAGUGACCCGUUGUAUACUCCUGACCCAGACCCCACCACGUUCCCCGUUAAUCGAAACUUAACCCGAAAGGCUGGAUACCUUAAUGCUAGGAAUAAAACAGGCUUGGUGUCAUCUACCUGGGACAGACAGUUUUACUUCACGCAGGGUGGAAAUUUAAUGACUCAGGCCCGAGGGGACGUAGCAGGAGGCCUGGCCAUGGACAUAGACAACUGUUCAGUGAUGGCUGUGGACUGUGAAGACAGGCGAUACUGUUUUCAGAUCACCUCUUUUGAUGGAAAAAAAUCUUCAAUUUUGCAAGCAGAGAGUAAAAAGGACCAUGAAGAGUGGAUCUGUACAAUAAACAACAUAUCCAAGCAAAUAUAUUUAAGUGAAAACCCAGAGGAGAUUGCUGCCCGAGUGAAUCAGUCAGCUCUGGAGGCCGUCACUCCUUCCCCGUCUUUCCAGCAGAGGCACGAGAACCUCCGGCCGGCAGGACAAUCUCGGCCACCAGCAGUUCGAACCAGCAGUUCGGGAUCUUUAGGAUCUGAGUCCACAAAUUUGGCUGCCCUCUCUCUAGAUUCCCUUGUUGCCCCCGACACCCCGAUACAGUUUGACAUCAUUUCUCCUGUGUGUGAAGAUCAGCCUGGCCAGGCGAAAGCCUCUGGCCAGGGAGGCAGGCGUACAAAUCCAUUUGGGGAAUCUGGAGGAGGUACAAAAUCUGAAACUGAAGAUUCUAUUCUUCAUCAGCUGUUUAUUGUCCGAUUCCUCGGUUCUGUGGAGGUGAAGUCAGACGACAAUCCAGAUGUUGUUUAUGAAACAAUGCGCCAGAUCUUAGCUGCCAGGGCCAUCCACAACAUCUUUCGUAUGACAGAAUCACAUUUAUUAGUCACUUGUGACUGUUUAAAGUUAAUUGAUCCACAGACACAAGUCACAAGACUCACAUUCCCAUUACCCAGUGUAGUUUUGUAUGCUACACACCAGGAAAAUAAGCGCCUUUUUGGAUUUGUGCUUCGGACAUCAGGAGGGAGAAGUGAGAGUAACCUGUCAUCCAUUUGCUAUAUAUUUGAAUCAAACAAUGAGGGGGAAAAGAUUUGUGAUUCUGUUGGACUGGCAAAACAGAUAGCUUUGCAUGCUGAACUGGAUCGUAGGGCAUCAGAAAAGCAAAAAGAAAUAGAGAGAGUAAAAGAGAAGCAACAGAAAGAACUCAGUAAACAAAAGCAAAUUGAAAAGGACUUGGAAGAACAAAGUCGGUUGAUAGCUGCUUCCAGUAGACCAAACCAAGCCAGUAAUGAGGGGCAGUUUGUUGUCCUUAGCAGUAGCCAGUCAGAAGAGAGUGAUUUGGGAGAAGAAGGAAAGAAGAGAGAGUCAGAAGCAUAAACUUACCCUGGCUUUUUGGUUGAUACCCACCCCCUAGCCCUGGAAUUUAAUGACAGUUUCUGUGGUGAAAUGGCGCAAGGUGACAACUAUGCUGAAAUACCAAGCAGGAGACUAAGCUUUGUGUUUGCUCGUUCGUCUCAGCAUCAUCUUUUAAAACGAGACUGAACUUGUGAGUUAGGUUUGUAUUGAUUUUUCCCUUAAAAGUAACGUCCUGUGCAGUAACAUCAAAUCCCACACGUCUAAAAGAAACCUGCUCAUUUCCCUGAAGUCGAUUGCUGAAGAAUUACACUUGCUCAGCACUUUUUUCCUUCAAUUUUGAACUUUUUAUCUUGUUUUGUAACUGGCUAUGACCGUAAGAAGGCAAUUAUUCUUCGGCUUCAGAUAUUCGUGGGUGUGCUCCUCUGUUUCAUUAAUAACAUUUUGCUGGGAAUGAGGAACCUUUGGACCAAACAGGUUCAAAACCCUUUAUAUAGAAAAUUCUGCAAGUUUGAAAAUAUUUUAACAAUAGUAAAUGUGCACCAGCGUGAUAAAUAGAGAAAUAUUGAAGUUGUCAAGGAUUUCAUUUUACUCGGAUCCACAACUGACACCAAUGGAAUCAGCAGUGAAGAAAUCACACGAUGUAUCGCACUGGGCAGAUCUGCUGCAAAGACCUCUUUACAGUGUUAAAGAGCAAAGAUGUCCCUUUGAGGACUAAGGUGCACCUGACCCAAGCCAUGGUGUUGUGAAUUGCCUCAUAUAUGCAAAAGCUGGACAGUAAAUCAGGAAGACUGAAGAAGAAUUGAUGGCUUUGAAUUACGGUGUUGGCGAAGAAUAUUGAAUAUACCAUGGACUGCCAAAAGAACGAACAAGUCUGUCAUGGACGAAGUACAGCCAGAACGCUCCCUAGAAGGGAGGAUGGUAAGACUUUGUAUUAUGUACUUUGGACAUGUUAUCAGAAGGGACCAUUCCCUGGAGAAGGACAUCCUGCUUGGUAAAGUUAGAGGGUCAGUGAAAAAAAGGAAGAUCCUCAACGAGAUGGAUUGACACAGUGGCUGCGACAGUGAGCUCAAACUUAGCAAUGAUUGUGAGGAGGUACAGGCCCAGGCAGUGUUUCAUUCUCUUGUACACAGGGUCGCUGUGAGUUAGAACUAACUUGACAGCACAUAACAACAACAAAUGUGCAAUAGAACUUUCAUAAAAUAAUUAGAACAGAGUUUUAGACUUAAGGUUUUAAGUGUGGCGGGUGGGACUGCUGACUUCAGGGCGCUGUCUUGGGUUGCUCCGGUGUCUCUGGUGCGCGUUACACCUUGAUGCCGGUGGGAAGGGUGCUUAAGUGUCUUCAGGUCGAGAGGGAUACUGUCCUGUGGCAGUUUCUUCCCAUGUUCUUAGUUCUCAGGUUGGAACUUGAAUUAUUGCUGCAGAGCAGUAAUGGUUAAAAUAAGAUUUUGGAAUUUAUUAAAAGGGAUUUUUUUUUUCCAAAUACAUCUUAGAUUAGGAUUUAGAUAUAACGAUGUUGUUAGAGGAUGAUACGUUGUAUUUUCUGCAUUGCGUGAAAUAAUUUUUAUUGAAAAUCAAGCAGUGUUUCAAAAAAGUUCUGUGACAAUUACGUUUCCUGCUUAAAGUAAAAAUUCCCAGAGUUUAGAGAAUGUAGUCUUUUAAAUUCCAGACUGAUAACCCAAUAUUUUCAUAAUCCCAUAUUUUGAUAAAAUGCUGAAUCACCACUUUAUAUCCACAAAGACAAAUAGUUAAUGUAUAAGAAUGGAAUAAUUUGCACUAAUUGUUAUAACUACUUCUACUCUUGAAAUGAGUAAAAGUUUUAAUUCUAUGAAAGGUUGGAAAGAAAUUGAAUGUCUGGUGUGGUGUAGGAGAGUUGACCAAGGAAGGAUUUUAGCCUGGUGCCAAGGUUAAAAUGGCAUUUCUUUACUGCCUAUCUUCUGUGUUGAAACUUGAUUCCUUUUUCUUUUAUCAGAUUUUUAACAUUGCUGGUAGAAACUAUGUUUAUAUAUUACACAUGAAAAAGUAUAUAUAGACAAGUUAAAUAUAUUGAGUAAAAUAUUUUACAUAAACUUCCAAAUUUUCAAGAGGUUAGCCAGUAAGACUAAUUUCACAGUGGAAAAGUUCUUUAUAUACAGGUUUUUCUUCUUAGUUCUGAAUUAGAAAUGGCUUCUGUUUUACUGCUCACAAUAUAGCCUGGCUGUUUCACACUGUGCAUGUAAGUACGCUGUUUUCUACAGGACGGGAUCGAUGAUAACUACAUAUAGGAUCAUGAUAUUCUUUUUAUCCAUGUGCCAAGUGGGAGUACUGAUUAUUUAGUACUCUUGAAGCCUUAUGUUACCAAAACAUGCACCUGAAAAAUGGAAAUUUGUGGGAAAAUUUUUGGAAAAAAAAAAAAGUUUAUUUUGUGCUUACUAAAGGAAAGGUUUUCCUAAUAGUUUGUGUAUCAUUCUUUUUGUUGAAAUUUAUUCUGUAGUCAGCACUUGAUUAGUCAUGCCAGGUCCUGUUUUUAAGACCUUUUUUGAGAAUUAGCAAGCUUUUUGUUUCAUUAAAUCUUCUUUAUACUGUCAGUUGUUGCCUCACUUGGUUCAGAUGAAACCUGU
Loxodonta africana (African savanna elephant) is the source of this 6560-nucleotide messenger RNA. RefSeq names its product adaptor protein, phosphotyrosine interacting with PH domain and leucine zipper 1 (gene APPL1). The coding region runs from base 1966 to 3984 and encodes 672 amino acids. The transcript has 22 exons. Gene Ontology annotation, cellular component: endosome membrane; cytoplasm. NCBI's taxonomy places the organism in Eukaryota, Metazoa, Chordata, Mammalia, Proboscidea, Elephantidae. Gene Ontology annotation, molecular function: protein kinase B binding; identical protein binding. The record is from RefSeq and is a predicted model, not a curated record. Gene Ontology annotation, biological process: insulin receptor signaling pathway; signaling.